Messenger RNA from Beta vulgaris subsp. vulgaris (sugar beet), 1721 nucleotides. RefSeq lists its product as hypothetical. The record is from RefSeq and is a predicted model, not a curated record. NCBI's taxonomy places the organism in Eukaryota, Viridiplantae, Streptophyta, Magnoliopsida, Caryophyllales, Amaranthaceae. Bases 95 to 1453 code for a protein of 452 amino acids. The transcript has a single exon.
GACCAUUGCUUAUUAACUUGAAUGAGCAAAGUUCCUUCCUUCGCCUCCCAAGUUCCCACCAAUCUCAAACUCAACAAUCUCAAAGUCACAAAAUAUGAUUUCAUCACAAACUGUUAAACACAUCUCAGAAUCCUUCAUCAAACCAAAGUAUGAAGUUAAGGAAGCCAAUCAACCUUUUUACUUACCUCCUCUAGAUUUAGCUAUGCUCUCUGUUCAUUACAUCCAAAAGGGUCUACUCUUCACCAAACCUUCAAACUUAAAUGAUCAACCAUUCUCUAUUCACACAUUCCUUCAAAAUCUCAAGGAUUCGCUUUCACUCACCCUCGUCCAUUUCUACCCAUUAGCUGGCCAACUCGCGACCCAAAUAGACGAAGACCAACACAAAUGUCUGGUCUUCGUCGACUGCAACAAAGGCCCUGGUGCAAGGUUCAUCCAUGCUACGUUAGAUAUGACUAUAUCCGACCUACUUUCACCCACCGAUGUUCCUCUAGUGGUUCAAUCAUUUUUUGACCAUGACAAAAAUGUUAACCAUGAUGGUCAUUUUAAGUCUUUGUUAACCAUUCAAGUCACUGAGCUUUUAGAUGGAAUUUUCAUUGGUUGUUCUAUGAAUCACGCCCUAGGAGACGGAACCUCAUUCUGGCAUUUUUGGAACAUUUGGUCUAUGAUCCAUUUAGGAAUACGCGAUGAAGUAGUUCCUUCAUCGCGUAUUCCAAUUCAUAACCGAUGGUUUCCUGAAGGGCAUGGCUCGGUUUUCCUACUCCCCUUUACUGAACCAAAUGAAUUUAUUAGCCGAUAUGAAGCACCUCAACUCAGAGAAAGAAUCUUCCAUUUCUCAUCUGAGUCUAUGGCACGACUUAAAGCGAGAGCAAAUGAGGAAAUCAAUACAACCAAUAAAAUCUCAUCGUUUCAAGCCUUGUCAGCACUCUGUUGGCGAGCAAUAGUUCGCACAAACCGUCUAUCUAAUGAUCAGUCCACUGCUUGCAGACUAGCAGCUAAUAACAGGCAGAGAUUAGAUCCACCUUUGCCUCAAGCCUAUUUUGGUAACUGUAUAACAGCGUUGAAAACAACUACCACGGUUGGUGAACUACUUGAUCAUAACUUAGGGUGGGCUGCAUCAUUGUUGCACCACACAGUGGUAAACCAUAGUGACAAAAUAGUGCGCGGCUUUGUUGAUGAAUGGCUGAAAUCACCCUUUAUUUACCAUCUUGAUAAGCUAUUUGAUUGCAGUGUGAUGAUGGGAAGCUCGCCUAGAUUCGACAUGUAUGGGAAUGAAUUCGGGAUUGGAAAAGCAGUUGCUCUUCGUAGUGGGUACGCCAAUAAAUUUGUUGGAAAGGUGACUUCUUAUGAAGGUUGUGAGGGUGGAGGAAGUGUGGAUUUGGAAAUAUGUUUACCUCCUGAUUUCAUGAAAGCUCUUGAAUCAGAUGAGGAAUUUAUGAAUGCUGUCGCAUUAUAAACUAUACAGUACUAAUUAAAGACUAAUAAGGCACAAAUGAAGCAUCAAAAUCUUUGUUCACAUUAAUUAAAAGCCAAGUUUUUUAUGUUAAUUGUAAUUUUCAUGUGUCUGAAUUAUCAGAUUAUCAUUUUGUAUCCUAAUAUUUUUCUACUCGGAAGCAUAAUAAGGUUCCCUUUUUUCUCUUUCCAAUUUGAUUCUAUUGUGUCUAAGAACACAUUUAUGAGCUCUCUUCUAGUCUAAAGAAUCUACUAUAUUAUAUUUCAACCAA